Camelus dromedarius (Arabian camel) is the source of this 2203-nucleotide messenger RNA. It is a transcript of the gene CAPN9, whose product is annotated as calpain 9. Gene Ontology annotation, molecular function: calcium-dependent cysteine-type endopeptidase activity; calcium ion binding. Gene Ontology annotation, biological process: proteolysis. The coding region runs from base 1 to 2073 and encodes 690 amino acids. The transcript has 20 exons. Gene Ontology annotation, cellular component: cytoplasm. NCBI's taxonomy places the organism in Eukaryota, Metazoa, Chordata, Mammalia, Artiodactyla, Camelidae. The record is from RefSeq and is a predicted model, not a curated record.
AUGCCUUACCUCUACUCGGCCCCAGGGCCUCAAGAGCCCCCCACCCCCAAGGACGCCCGCAUCACCCACUCCUCCGGCCAGAGCUUCGAGGAGCUGAGGCGGGCGUGCCUGCAGACGGGAGUCCUGUUUGAAGAUGCAGACUUCCCAGCUAACAGCUCCUCUCUCUUCUACAGCGAGAGGCCCCAGAUCCCCUUCGUGUGGAAACGGCCAGGGGAAAUAGUGAAAAACCCAGAAUUUAUUCUUGGAGGGGCCACCAGGACAGAUAUCUGCCAGGGGGAGCUUGGUGACUGCUGGCUUUUAGCUGCCAUUGCCUCCCUUACGCUAAAUGAAAGCGCGCUGGCUAGAGUCGUCCCCCCGGACCAAAGCUUUGGCCCCGGGUACGCCGGGAUAUUCCACUUCCAGUUCUGGCAGCAUGGCGAGUGGCUGGACGUGGUGAUCGAUGACCGACUGCCCACCUUCAGGGACCGCUUGGUGUUCCUGCACUCCGCCGACCACAGCGAGUUCUGGAGCGCCUUGCUGGAGAAAGCCUACGCCAAGCUGAAUGGGAGCUACGAGGCUCUGAAGGGGGGCAGUGCCAUCGAGGCCAUGGAAGACUUCACCGGGGGCGUGGCAGAGACCUUCACAACCAAAGACGCGCCACGGAACUUCUGUGAGAUUCUCAACAAGGCCUUGAAGAGGGGCUCGCUGGUGGGCUGCUCCAUCGAUAUCAGAAAUGCUGCAGAAUCUGAAGCCCGGACACCUUUUGGUCUCAUUAAGGGUCAUGCCUACACCGUGACGGGGGUUGACCAGGUAAAUGUCCAUGGCCAGAAAAUUGAGCUCAUCCGAGUCCGGAACCCUUGGGGCCAAGUUGAGUGGAACGGGUCCUGGAGCGACAGUUCUCCUGAGUGGCGUUCUGUUGGCCCCGCUGAGCAAAGGCGCCUGUGUCACACCGCUCUGGACAACGGGGAGUUCUGGAUGGCGUUCCGGGACUUCCGGGCCCACUUUGACAAGGUGGAGGUCUGCAACCUCACCCCCGACGCCCUGGGAGAGGAGGCUGUCCACAGGUGGGAGGUGACAGUCCACCAGGGAAGCUGGGUGCGGGGCUCCACGGCCGGCGGCUGCCGCAACUUCCUGGAUACCUUUUGGACCAACCCACAAAUAAAAUUGUCCCUGACUGAGAAAGAUGAUGGAAGGGAGGAAUGCACAUUCCUUGUAGCCCUGAUGCAGAAAGACCGAAGAAAACUCAAGAGGUUUGGUGCCAGUGUGCUGACCAUCGGCUAUGCCAUUUACCAGUGCCCCGGCCAAGACGAACACCUGAACAAAGACUUCUUCAGAUACCACGCCUCCCGGGCCAGAAGCAAGGUGUUCAUCAACCUGCGAGAAGUCUCCGACCGGUUCUCACUGCCCCCCGGGGACUACAUCCUCAUCCCCAGCACUUUCGAGCCCCAUCAGGAAGCCGAUUUCUGCCUGAGGAUCUUCUCGGAGAAGAAAGCCAUUACCCGGGACAUGGAUGGCAGGGUAGACAUCCACCUUCCUGAGCCUCCAAAGCCGAGUCCACCCAGCCAAGAGACGGAGGAGGAACAACAGUUCCGGGCCCUGUUUAAAAACAUCGCUGGUGAGGACAUGGAGGUGACAGCAGAGGAACUCCAAUAUAUUUUAAAUGCUGUGCUGCAAAAAAAAAAGAACAUCAAAUUCAAGAAGCUCAGCCUAAUUUCCUGUAAAAACAUCAUUUCUCUAAUGGACACCAGCGGUAAUGGGAAGUUAGAGUUCAGGGAAUUCAAAGCGUUCUGGGAGAAGCUGAAGAUGUGGACAAACCUUUUCCUGCAGUUCGAUGCUGACGAAUCCGGCACCAUGUCCUCCUAUGAGCUGCGGACCGCCCUGAAAGCCGCAGGCUUCCAGCUCAGCAGUCCCCUCCUGCAGCAGAUCGUCCUCAGGUGUGCGGACCAGGAGCUCCACCUGGGCUUCGACGACUUCCUGAACUGCCUGGUCCGGCUGGAGAAUGCAAGCCGGGUGUUCCAGGCUCUCAGGACGAAGAACAAGGAGUUCAUUCAUCUCAACAUAAACGAGUUCAUCAUCUUGACAAUGAACAUUUGAGGCUUCUCUGGCGGGGAUGCAGUCUGUCUGGCUGAGUCUUGGUUUGGACCGUGAACUUCAGAACGUCUGCUGGUGUACAGCCUUCAGGCGCAGGCGUCUCUCCGCUUCCACUGUCCCACCCUAUCAUGAC